Penicillium antarcticum is the source of this 1023-nucleotide messenger RNA. RefSeq names its product Polyketide synthase enoylreductase. The transcript has 7 exons. The record is from RefSeq and is a predicted model, not a curated record. Lineage: Eukaryota; Fungi; Ascomycota; Eurotiomycetes; Eurotiales; Aspergillaceae. The coding region runs from base 1 to 1023 and encodes 340 amino acids. Gene Ontology annotation, molecular function: oxidoreductase activity.
AUGGCCGAACUUCCAGAAACCUACCAACAGGCGGUCUUCAAAGAACAAGGCGCAAGCCUCACUCUAGAAGAAGUCCCCUUGACCCUACCCAGCCGCGGUGAGAUUCUAGUCAAGGUUGAAGCUUGCGGCGUAUGUCAUUCCGACCAUUUUGCGCAGACGAAUCUUAUGGGCGGUGGAUUUCCCCUCGUUCCCGGCCAUGAGAUCAUCGGACGUGUUGCUGCUGUGGGAGAAGGCGACACUGCUUGGAAGGUUGGAGAUCGAAUCGGAGGUGCAUGGCACGGUGGACAUGAUGGAACCUGCAGAGCAUGCAAGAAGGGAUACUUCCAGAUGUGCGACAAUGAGCAAGUGAACGGUAUCUCCAAGAACGGUGGCUACGCUGAAUACUGCAUAAUCAACCACGAAGCAGCAAUCCGCAUCCCAGAGCACGUAAACGCAGCAAAAUACGCGCCAAUGCUCUGUGCAGGCGUCACGGUCUUCAAUUCCAUCCGACAAAUGAAUGUCCCACCCGGCGAAAUUGUCGCCAUUCAGGGCCUAGGGGGGCUCGGCCAUCUGGCGUUGCAGUAUGCGAAUAAAUUCGGAUACAAGGUUGUCGCGCUAUCACGGGGGUCCGAGAAAGAGAAAUUCGCGCGGAAAUUGGGCGCGCAUGAGUAUAUCGAUACCAGUCGGGAUGAUGCUGUGGCGAAGCUGCAGGAGAUGGGCGGGGCGAGUUUGAUUGUUUCGACGGCUCCUGUACCUGAGAUUAUUAAUCCGCUUAUUCAGGGGCUGGGUGUUCUUGGGAAGUUGUUGAUUCUUUCUAUUGUUGGUGGUAUUGAGAUUCAUACUGGCUUGUUGGUUGGAAAGGGCAAGUCUAUUUGGAGUUGGCCUAGUGGCCAUGCAACUGAUUCCGAGGAUGCCAUUGCGUUUGCAGACUUGCACGGCAUCAGCUGUAUGGUGGAAGAGUUCCCCUUGGGAAAGUGCAAUGAAGCAUUUGAUGCUAUGAUGGAGGGAAGUGUGCGCUUCCGCGCGGUUAUUACGAUGGAGUAA